AGCAGGAGUAUAUUUAUUGAUACAAUAUAAUGUAGUGAUUUAACUGUGAUUAAUCAGAUUUGACCAACCAGAUGGCUGGAUACACCCAAUGAUUUACUGCAUCGCAGGUAGGGUUAAACACACACAUAGAAGAGACUGUCCCAUUGAGUCAUGAGAGUUAGAGUGGACCCCAUUGCUUUCUAAGCCUCUUAAACCACAGAGGUGUGGCUGGAUCUGCUCCUAGUCCCAGACUCGAUCAACAGUUUGUAUCUAAGGAAUCAUAUGUGCACGAAGAUACAAUAUUAGCAAAGCUUACAAAACCUAAAACAAUUAGUCACUUACUGAGGAUCUGUAUCAGCAAGGUGUCUUGACAUCGAGGUGUCGUGGAUCUCUGUGCAGGUGUAACCUCAGAAUGUGUCCAUACUUGAGGGCAGAUCCCAUCGUGCAGCUGUGGCCAUGUAGGAGAGCUCAAGGGGACCGGCUGUUGGGCUGCUCACUAUUUAUGGAGUAAGAUGAUUGACUCAUAGUCAUACUUCUAGGUGCAUGCUCAAAUGGCCCUUAGCUGUUGAACCAGAUGUCUGCUAUCCCUGCUUUCAGCCCUCCAGUUUGAGACAGAUUUGUGGUUGUUAAUCUGUUUCAGAAAGCGUGUUAGCAGUGCUGUCCUUCGUUGUCUUCCUGUGCAAGGUGAAGGAUGCAGCUGGAAAACAAGGAAGGGCAGCGCUGACACGCCAAGCAUCUUUGCUGCCCGUGAGCCUGGUUUUCCCCCAGUACUUUGGGAAGGGCUGAGCAACAGGAGCUGUAACUGUGUGCAUGGAUAACUGUGUGGUGACGGAUUGGCAGGAGAUAGCAGUCCUUUAGGGCAAAUGUCCUCAAAGGGGCAUGAGCUCAGAUGAAGGAGUUUGUGGGCAGAGAAGUACAGAGGGAUGCUUGAUUUAACUGAGAGAUCCAUCUGGCUUUGCAUCCUUCUGCUGUGCUGCUUGUUCCACUGCUUUUAUCUUACUGCAGGGCGACAAUUCCAUCCCAACCCUGCCCGCUGUCAGCAGGCGGUACUGCCCCAGCUCUCCUGCUUGUCCCGCGGCUUGAUGCGCUGCCUGAAGGUGGAUCUUCAUUCCUUUCUUGCGAGAAAACUUGCAUGAAAGCGAUGGGUCCACGUUAGGAAGCGGAAACGGAGGGCGUGAGCAGACGCUGGGAACGAGCCAGGUAAGCACAGGGCUUCCCGUCCUCGCUUUCCGGACGCACGAGGGGAAGAUCCCGCACCGCCGCCCGCGCUCGGAGGAGCUGGACGGAGAACCAGCGGCACGAAGGGGCCGUGCCGCGCCCCGCCUCUCUCGCCCUCCGCAGCCGGGCGCGCUCCGGAGGCGCUGCAGCUCUCCCCGCCUCUCUGGGCCCCACCCCGCUGCCUGCCCGGCCGGCGGGGGGCGGGACGGAGGCGUCCCCCGGGCCGCCCUCUAAAACCCCUUUUCGCCGGAGGUAGCGGUUCCUCCGGGUCGGGAUGGAGGCGGCGGUGGCGCGGGGCUCGCUGGGCAAAGCCUUGUCCGGCACCCACCGCGAGGAUGUGCCCGGCUGUAAGGCCGUCAGCGAGGUGCGGGUGCUGGUCAUCAAUACGGGCGGCACCAUCGGCAUGGUGCAGGACGACAAGGGACUUGCUCCUGAGGCCAAUAAGUUGGUAAGCAGCUUGAAGACGAUGCCAAUGCUGCAUGAUGAUGCAUAUGCCCAGGAAACAAAACUGCGCAACCUCCAUGAAUUUCCAGAUGACACACUGGUGCUCCCUGUCUCUAAGCAAAACAAAAGAAUUUUCUACACAAUCCUGGAGCUGUCACCACUACUUGAUUCUUCAAACAUGACACCGGAGGACUGGGCCAAAAUUGCAAAGAAACUUGAGGAGCACUAUGAAAAGUAUGAUGGCUUUGUGAUCCUCCACGGCACUGACACAAUGGCAUACACAGCUUCAGCCUUAUCCUUCAUGUGUGAGAACCUGGGUAAAACUGUUGUUCUGACAGGAUCGCAGGUGCCCAUAUAUGAGUUGCGGAAUGACGGCCGAACCAACCUUCUGGGGGCACUGCUUUUUGCUGGGCAGUUCGUGAUUCCCGAGGUGUGCCUGUAUUUUUAUAAUAAACUGUACAGGGGAAAUAGGGUGACUAAGGUGGAUGCUGGGAGUUUCAAUGCCUUUUCCUCACCUAACCUGCCUCCACUUGCAAAUGCUGAGGUUGAUAUUACAAUAAACUGGGAAACAGUAUGGAGAGCCAAUACCAAAAAGAAAUUUCGAGUUCAUACCAAUAUGAACAGGAAUGUUGGGCUUCUGCGAAUAUUUCCAGGGAUAACUGCUGCUGCUGUGAAAGCAUUUCUCCAGCCUCCAAUCGAAGGCAUUGUACUUGAAACUUAUGGAAGUGGCAAUGCCCCAAACAACAGAGAAGACUUGCUAGAAGAACUUAAGAGAGCAACUGAACGAAAAGUACUGAUUCUAAACUGUACCCAAUGCUUGCAAGGCUCUGUUAAAACAGUCUAUGCAACAGGGCAGACUCUCGCUGAUGUUGGAGUAAUUCCUGGAAGUGAUAUGACACCAGAGGCAGCCUUAACUAAACUGUCAUACGCGCUCAGCAAGAGUGAGCUUAGCUGGGAGGAGAAGAGACAGAUGCUGAGUGAGAAUCUAAGAGGAGAAAUGACUGUUGUACCCACAGGAGCCAAGAUCUCUCUCAGAGAUAGCAAGUUUAUUCAAGUGAUUGCCAGAUCUCUAAGUAUCAGCUGCAAGGAGGAGUUAGAAGCUGUAAGAGAUGCAUUAAUUCCACCUUUGGCUUGUGCUGCAGCUAAACUGGGUGACAAAGAUGCACUGAAAGCCAUAGCAGAAAUGGGUGGAAACCUAAGCUGUGAAGACUAUGAUGGCCGAACUCCACUUCAUAUUGCAGCCUCUGAAGGGCAUUUACCACUAGUUGAGUAUUUGUUAACAUCUGGUGCAACUGUUUACGCUAGAGACAGAUACGGAUCUACCCCACUGAUGAAUGCGAUCAAGUUCAGGCACAUACAGGUGAUCAAUUUAUUACGAGAAACAGGAGCACAUCUUUCAAGCCAUGACUUGGAGAACACUGGAACAAUACUUUGCAGUCUUGCAGCUAAAGGUGAUGUGGAUGGGCUGUACGCCUGGUACCUGGCUGGUGCAGACCUGGAGCAAACUGGUUAUGAUGGCAGGAACGCCCUACAAGUAGCAAAGGCUACAGGGCAUAAGGAGGUUCUUGACUUCCUCAGGCAGAAGCAACAAAAGAAGGCUGCAGAAGAUGGUCACUCCUCUCAGAAAUACCAGCUCUGAAGUAUUAGUGGUGUUCAGUGAUUAUGGGGAGAAGAAAGGAAAGAAACAACAGAAGCUGCACAUGGAGCAUGCAGGAAAACUAAAAAAAUGACUUAGAAAUAUUCUUUACUUAGGAACACAUUCAGCUUCCACUGAUUUUCUAAAAACAAUAUGCUGCUUUAUGUUUUAAUCACUUUUUUUUUAAGGAAAGUUUUGUGAACAAGUGAGGCUGGAAUGUAUUGUCCUUACUGCACAAGCUCUGUUUUUAAGGAGACCUUUUGAAUCUUCUUUUAUUUAAUCACCGAAGACAGUAUUGCAGGCAUGGCAAAAGGAAAUGCCGUGGUGAACUCGUUCCAAGAGAAAACAGUGGAUUGUACAUUUCUGUGUUUCAACUAAUAAAAUCUCUGUGGAACAAUGUUGAUUUCACUUUGUCUGAUUUUUGCAAUGGCUUGUAUCACUUCAGCUGCAAUUACAGCAAUUGUGAGUGUCAGUGCAAACAAUUGAAUCAGCCGUGGGCAUCUGCCUGCAGUUGUGUACUAAUCUUCACCAGUGUGUCACUGUAAAGCCUCACUUGAAAUGAGUAGGAUGCAGAUGCCAUAAAGCAUGUUUGUGGGACUGUCUGAGUGAACUAGUUGUUUUGUUUCUAAUAGCAUCUCUACCACAUCCUGACCGGAAUAUAAUCAAGAUUGCUACAUGCUGGACACUGAAUUCUUUGGACUGGAAAUGCGAUCUUGGUGUUAAUAAACCCUAUGUUUAAAGUCACAACACCUUCAGUCUAAAGGAAA
Molecule: messenger RNA, 4044 nt
Organism: Phasianus colchicus (ring-necked pheasant)
Lineage: Eukaryota; Metazoa; Chordata; Aves; Galliformes; Phasianidae
Gene: ASPG
Product: asparaginase
Biological process (GO): amino acid metabolic process
Molecular function (GO): asparaginase activity; protein binding
Source: RefSeq, a predicted model, not a curated record